AAGGAAAAAUAACUACAAGUCAUACUGAAAAAUGUUCCUCAAAUCGUUAAUUUUUGUAUUAACUUUUCAAUUUUCGAAUGGAAAUCCCGUGGAACAAGUUCACUUGAGUUUAAGUGGGAAGGCAGAUGAGAUGGUGGUGACGUGGCUGACACAUGAUCCACUGCCAAACUUGACUCCGUAUGCACUAUUUGGGCUUUCUCGGGAUGCAUUGAGGUUCACUGCCAAGGGGAAUACCACGGGAUGGGCUGAUCAAGGAAAUGGACAAAUGAGAUACACUCAUAGAGCAACUAUGCAAAAUUUGGUCCAAGGGAAAGUUUAUUACUACCAAGUAGGCAGUUCCCAAGCAAUGUCUUCCAUUUUCAACUUCCGCCAACCCGAUCAAUUCCAGCCCCUCCGUGCUGCAAUUUUCGGAGAUUUAAGUGUAGAUAUAGGCCAGGAAACUAUUGACUACCUAACCACAAAACGAGAUCAAUUGGAUGUAAUUAUUCAUAUUGGUGACUUGGCAUACAACCUUCAUGACCAAAAUGGAACAACUGGAGAUGAGUAUAUGAAUGUUAUUGAGCCAUUUGCAGCAUAUGUUCCAUAUAUGGUUUUCGCGGGAAACCACGAGUCGAACUCAAUUUUCAAUCAUAUUAUUCAUCGCUUCACAAUGCCUAAAAAUGGAGUAUAUAACGAUAAUCUUUUCUGGAGUUUUGACUUUGGAAAUGCCCAUUUUAUUGGCUUGAACUCAGAGUAUUACCCCGAGAAAAUGUCUAAAGAAGCUCAAGCUCAAUACAAAUGGCUCCGAGAGGAUUUGGAGCAAAACUCUAGGAAUUGGGUGAUUGUAAUGCUCCAUAGACCAUGGUACUGCUCAAAUGAGACACCGGAAGGAUGUAAUGAUGGUUGGGAUACCCUUCCAAGACAAGGACUCGGGAAGCUAUUUCCUGGAUUAGAGGAUUUAUUGAAUGAGUAUACAGUUGAUAUGGUAUUAUAUGGACACAGGCAUACUUACGAGAGAAUGUGGCCAAUUUAUAAUAAGAAUCCAUAUAAAUCAGAGAAUCCUGGACAUAUCAAAAAUGCACCUGCACCAGUUUAUAUUUUGACUGGAUCAGCGGGAUGCCACUCCCAUGAAGACCCAUCUGAUCACAUAAUGCAGGAUUUUUCUGUGAAAGCUCUCGGAGAAUACGGGUACACUUACCUUACCGUACAUAAUUCAACACAUUUGUUCACGGAUUUUGUGGAUACAUUCAGUGGAAAUAUAACUUCAUUAGACUCUUUCGUUUUGGAGAAGAACUCAACGUGAAAAUUGAUUUCUCUUGUUCAAUUGUAACAAAAAAAUUUUAGCGGUUUCAGUUAUGAUGUAUAUUUAUUAGUCCAUGUUAGUACAACAGUUCACUAGUUUAAAUAGUUCAAUUAGCAUGGAAAACAGCAAAACAAAACGACUACGAGUUUACUUAUAAUAAAAUCAAAGUUUUACCGUUUCAAACAAUACAAAUGACAAAU
Molecule: messenger RNA, 1482 nt
Organism: Caenorhabditis elegans
Lineage: Eukaryota; Metazoa; Nematoda; Chromadorea; Rhabditida; Rhabditidae
Gene: H25K10.1
Product: Purple acid phosphatase
Exons: 5
Coding region: 32-1282 (416 amino acids)
Molecular function (GO): metal ion binding; acid phosphatase activity; hydrolase activity
Source: RefSeq, marked reviewed